Scedosporium apiospermum is the source of this 738-nucleotide messenger RNA. Its product is annotated as putative H/ACA ribonucleoprotein complex subunit. The transcript is spliced from 2 exons. The record is from RefSeq and is a predicted model, not a curated record. Gene Ontology annotation, molecular function: box H/ACA snoRNA binding. NCBI's taxonomy places the organism in Eukaryota, Fungi, Ascomycota, Sordariomycetes, Microascales, Microascaceae. Gene Ontology annotation, biological process: ribosome biogenesis; snRNA pseudouridine synthesis; rRNA pseudouridine synthesis. Bases 1 to 738 code for a protein of 245 amino acids. Gene Ontology annotation, cellular component: box H/ACA snoRNP complex; nucleolus.
AUGGCCGCCGACCGCCCCAGCAAGAAAGAAAAGAAGGACAAGAAGGAGAAGAAGCGGAGCGCUGAGGAAGGCGUGAAGAAGGACAAGAAGGACCGCAAGGACAAGAAGGAAAAGAAGGCUAAGCUCGCCGCGGCGCUCGACGAGCACCUGCAGGCUGAGGCGGCGGCGUCGGCGUUGGCUAGCGGUGUCAUGGCCGUGGACGUGGAUGAGGAGACCACCACUGCUGUUGUCGUAGCUGAGAAGAUUGCGCCUUUGUCCAUGGUGCCUUUUGCUGUGCCGCUUGCGGAUGAGAAGAGUAUGAAGAAGGUCCUCAAGACCGUGAGGAAAGCCGCCAAGAACAACGCCCUCAAGCGCGGCGUCAAAGAAGUCGUCAAGACCCUCCGCAAAUCCCCCGCGUCUUCGCCCACGAACCGCGCCUUCCCCGGCAUCGUCAUCAUCGCCGGCGACAUCUCCCCCAUGGACGUCAUCUCCCACAUUCCCGUGCUCUGCGAGGACCACAACGUGCCCUAUAUCUUCGUGCCCUCGCGCGCUGAGCUCGGCGCCGCGGCCAAGACGAAGAGGCCUACCAGCGUCGUCAUGAUUAUGGAGAAUCCCGAGACGAGGAAGAAGGCGGCGGCUGCUGCUGCGAAGAAGGAUGAGAAGGAUGAGGGUGAGGAUGAUGGGGAGAAGUAUUCUGAUACUUAUCAGAGUCUUGUUAAGUUGGUGCAGAAGGAGACGGAGAGGCAAUCAUUUUGGUAA